AUGGGCAAACUUACUACUUAUAACAUUUUGUAUCGUACUGUUGAAGACUGUACUCAUCCCUGGAAGGUCGCUUUAGCAGUAGCUUUGGGCAGCCUUACCUAUGGCUAUUCCAUAUCAAUCCUUGGGAACACACUUGGAAAACCAAUCUUUUAUGUUUACAUGAAGCUGGAUACCACAGGCCCAGGAGCGGGUCAUGCUACAGCCAUCAUUGCCUGGUGGAACUGCAUACUCUAUGCUGGUGGUUUCUUCGGUUGUGCUUCAACCUUUUGGUUUGCUACACGAUCAGGACGUCGCAUGCCGAUUGCCGUCGGAGCCGCAUUUGCGGCCCUCGGCUCUGCGCUGCAGGCUGGAAGCGUCAACCCAGAGAUGAUGAUUGUUGCCCGUGCCAUCUUGGGAAUCGGCGUCGGCUUUUUGUUGUCGGGUGUACCAUUGUAUCAGGCGGAAAUCGCUCCACCGUCCAGCCGUGGUCUCGUCGUUGGUCUCCACGCUUCACUGAUUGGUUACGGAACAGCAGUUGCCUCCUGGAUCGGAGUAGCAUUCUUUCACGUCGACGGUCAGACUGGAUGGCGAGUCCCGUUGGCUCUUCAGACCGUAUUUCCUCUCACUUUGUUCCUUCUGGUGUGGUUUCUGCCGGAGAGUCCACGGUGGCUCUACAUGAAUGGCCGUGGUGAAGAAGCUGAGAAGGUCCUCAUCAGACUCCACCGAAAUCAAAAAGACCCAAACAACGAAUUCGCACGGAAAGAGAUGUACAUCAUCAAGGCGCAAAUUGACCAUGAAUUGAGCCAUCGUUUAACCCUGGCUGUGGCCCUCAAAACUCCGUCGAUGCGAAAGCGUUUUAUUCUCGGGUGGGCUACCAUGUCUUGCACCCAAGCGAGCGGCCUAAUAGUGGUUUUGACCUAUCAAGCCGUCAUUUAUGGAUCACUGGGCUUCUCACCAUUCAUGAUAGGGAUUCUAGCCUCGAUCUGGUGCAUUUGCAACGGAACCGGAAAUUUUAUUGGAGGCACUGGAGUCGAUUACUUUGGCCGUGUGCGACUGAUAAUCUGCGGUUUAGCUUCUUGCAUGGUCACACUUGUCCUCUUGUGUGUACUCACAAAGAAAUAUGCCGGUACAACAAACCGUGGCGGAAACAUUGCUGCCGCUGUGCUUACGUUCCUCCUCAUCAUAUUUUAUACCGUCGGUGUAGAGGCCGCGGCUUUUGUAUACACAUCAGAGCUUUUCCCAGGCGAAUGGAGAGCAUUAGGCGUCUCCACGUCCAUCACUGCGGUUUUCUUCUGGGGCUGCAUCUUCACAGCUGUGGCUUCGCCGGCAUUCGCCAAUAUUGGGCCACUCUAUUACAUUGUAUUCAUCUCCUGCUCUACCCUGAUGAUUUUCGUCGCCGGCUUUUUCUUCCCAGAGACGAAAGGCUUCACUCUUGAGCAGAUUGCAGCAGUGUUUGGAGAUGACGUCGUGGACAUGCAGGGCCGCGUUGAGCACGGUCAAGACUUCGUGAAGGAACAUGAGGAUCUUGAGCACGUUGAGCUCGGGCAAAUCUCCUCUGAGACCGUGACAAACAUCGAAAAGAGCCAAAGUGUCUGA
Fonsecaea multimorphosa CBS 102226 is the source of this 1575-nucleotide messenger RNA. RefSeq lists its product as uncharacterized. Gene Ontology annotation, cellular component: membrane. Gene Ontology annotation, biological process: transmembrane transport; carbohydrate transport. Gene Ontology annotation, molecular function: carbohydrate:proton symporter activity. NCBI's taxonomy places the organism in Eukaryota, Fungi, Ascomycota, Eurotiomycetes, Chaetothyriales, Herpotrichiellaceae. The transcript has 9 exons. The record is from RefSeq and is a predicted model, not a curated record. Bases 1 to 1575 code for a protein of 524 amino acids.